Sphaeramia orbicularis (orbiculate cardinalfish) is the source of this 933-nucleotide messenger RNA. Its product is annotated as olfactory receptor 10A3-like. Gene Ontology annotation, biological process: detection of chemical stimulus involved in sensory perception of smell; G protein-coupled receptor signaling pathway. Gene Ontology annotation, molecular function: G protein-coupled receptor activity; odorant binding; olfactory receptor activity. Bases 1 to 933 code for a protein of 310 amino acids. Gene Ontology annotation, cellular component: membrane. The record is from RefSeq and is a predicted model, not a curated record. NCBI's taxonomy places the organism in Eukaryota, Metazoa, Chordata, Actinopteri, Kurtiformes, Apogonidae. The transcript has a single exon.
AUGUUAAAUAAUACUGUUUCCUUCCACUUUAACCUCACUAUGUUUGGUGAUUUUGGACAUUACUACUAUGCAGCCUUUGUGUUUUGCCUCCUGCUUUAUGCUUUUAUUGUCUCUGCUAAUCUUGUCAUAAUAUUGGUCAUAACAAGAGAGAGAGCGCUACAUGAGCCCAUGUACAUGUUGAUUGCUUGUUUAUCUGUCAAUGCUCUCUAUGGAUCUGCUGGUUUUUUCCCCAGAUUUCUCAUGGACCUUCUGUCAGACACUCAUCUCAUCUCACAUCCGGCUUGUUUCACUCAGAUCUAUGUUAUUUACACAUAUGCUGCUAAUGAACUGACCAUUCUGGGGAUUAUGGCAUAUGAUAGAUACGUUGCUAUAUGUCACCCUUUACACUGUCAUAAAAAAAUGACCUUCAAAACUGUUAUUGUAUUGGCUGCGCUGGCUUGGAUUUAUUCAUCUGGCAUAGUCACAGCAGCCAUUUCUUCUUCUUCCAGGAUUUCUUUAUGUGGUAAUGAGAUACAAAAAGUGUUCUGUGCCAGCUGGAAUGUGGUGAAACUGUCAUGCAUUCCCAACCUUUACAGUGGUGCUGCAGGAAUGCUCAUGACAGUAACUACAGUUUUCCUUAACCUCUUCUAUGUCCUGUACACAUAUGUAAGAAUCGUAAUCAUCUGCUGGAAAAGCUCAUCAGAUUUUAAAAGCAAAGUAUUACACAGCUGCAUACCGCACAUUGUUUCAUUUACAGUUUAUUCCAUUACAGCGUUUUGUGACAUCGCUCUGAGUCGCUAUGAUCCUGAACAGAUAAAUCCUAUUUUCGCUGUUAUUUUAUCACUAGAGUUUGUUGUUAUUCCUCCCAUUCUGAAUCCACUUGUGUACGGUUUAAAGUUACCAGAAAUUAAGAGACAUAUUUCAAAGAUGCUAACAUGGCAUAAAAUAAUCUAA